CAUCUGUGAAUCUCCAUCUUGUUUCCAGUUAUUCCAGCCAGCAGUCUCCAGCUGAGUGGUCAAGGCACAGAAGGUCUUCAGACUAUCGCCAUGACAAAUGCAGCCACAGCAGGAGGGGCUGUUGUCCAUUAUGCCCCUGGCUCUGACCCUCAGUUCAUUGUCCCAGUUGCAACAGGUGAUUUGAGCAGCCUUAAAAUAGCCACAAGUACAAGUGCUGGGCUUGCACAGGGUGUGGUUCUAGCAACCACUGGUUCAGCAGUUCAUGGUUCUGGUGACCAGAUAGCAGAGGAAGCUUCUCGGAAACGGGAAAUAAGGCUUAUGAAAAACAGGGAAGCUGCAAGAGAAUGUAGAGCGAAAAAGAAAGAAUAUAUCAAAUGUCUUGAGAACAGAGUGGCCGUGCUAGAGAACCAGAACAAAGCUCUGAUUGAAGAAUUGAAGACAUUGAAAGCCCUCUACUGUCAGAACAGUUGAUAGCAGAAUAUAUCAGAACUUUCCUUCCUUGCCUGGGUGAUGGCAUGGGUUUAAUCUCUGCAGUGAUAUGACCCGGGGCAGUGACAUAGUGUUAAGGAGGCUCAUCCACCUGAUCAGUGAAAAGUUGAGCUAUUACUCCAUCACUUAUUGGGAUCCUUGAGCAGGGGUCAUGGCUGCCCUAAUUUGUUAAUGGUUCAAUUAGUUCUAAAUAUGUUUAUUGAAUUAUUAUUUUAUGAUUAUUAUUACUGUUGAUAUUAUGAUCAUUAUUAUCAUUAUUAUUAUAUUUUUUCUUUCUUUUCCCAAAGCCAUUCAUUUAUUGGUGGUUAACAAAGCUGUUGGCUGUGUUGUUAAUGUGAGCAAGUAGUUAAAGUUGAGUGCUAUAUUGCAAAGACCUUAAAACCACUAACAAUUGAUUGGGCUGCCAUAAGGUGCAGAUAUAGGCAUCAUUUACAUCUCGUGUUUCAACAGGUAUUACCCCAUACACAUAGACAGUGCUUAAGGAUGCACCACCACUAAUAUAUUUUGUUCCAGGGGAGCUGCAAAUGAGUACUGGCAAAAGAAGAAAGAUUUAUUAAAUGUAUAGAGAAUAGGGUAGCUGUGUUGGAGAACCAGAGUUAAGCACUUGUAGAAAAGCUAAAAUCCUCAAGAGAUUUGUCCUGUCAAAAGACAGAAUAGUGUGUCAAAUAUACGAAUCACUGCUUGUGAUAAUGUGACCUGAAAUUGUCAUUAACAAACUAUGUUAAGGUCAACCUUCUGAGAAGCAAUGACCAAUUGAGAGAAGUGUCCUUGUUGUAGUGAGCUAGCCUGUAACCAUUGAGAAAAUGUUUCUCUCAUUGUUUUGGCAACCAUGGAACAGCACAGCAACAAUCCGGUGAUAAUACAGUACAUGGUUCCCAUAUUUUUUCACGUGUAGUGUUUAUACUAUCAUGGUUGUCAUAUGUAGGAUUUCCCAUACAAUUUUUUGUCAAAGGCCAGCUACAUAAUAUUUAUGAAUGAUUUUAUGACCUUGACAAUUGAUUGUAUGUGCAGGUCCUUGAGGUAGAAGCCAGCUGUCCAAUGAGAUUGCCAAAUGAAUUGGAAACAAAAGAAAUGAAGUUCAAUAUUCUAACAAAAAAAAGGAAAUUUACCAAGCAUUGGUAUUAUUUUAUUAUUUCUGUCUCUCCUCAUUAUGGAAAAUGUUGUUUGACCAUUAGAAAUUUGUGUUAGAAUAUCAAUUCCAUGCAGAAUUUCUGAAUUGCAUGACUUUUUUUUAAAUAAAAUUUUUCUUUUUGGCUUAUUUUAUUGCAAUUAUAUUGUAAGUGUGGAUCAAGCAUGCUUGGUAUAUGUUAAUAUUAUGUUGCUAGUCAUGUCCAGCGAUUAUGAAUCGCAAAUGUUCAUACAGUGUUGCACUUAACUCCAGGGAAUGUGUGAUUCUGUGAGUAGGCCAUCAUAUAGUACGAAUUUUUCAGUCUCAUGCUUUGGAAAAUGUUAUAGUUUCAAAUGCUUUGAGAGAUAAAGACGUUGUAAUAGUGUUACUGCAUAUGCCAACAAAUACUUUAAUUAUGAAUAUAUAUCAUUUGGAGUGUUUAUGGACCUGAAAUUUAAACAGUGUUCCAAUGUUCAGAAGGCCAGAUACAUCAGAGGAGAAUUAUUUGUUGUUACUGCAGUUUAUGAAAGGUACUGUAAUGACAAUGUUUCUGUAAUGUUUAAUCUGUAUGAUUGCUGUCUUUAAAUGUUAUUAAGGGUGUAUUACAUUUUAUGGCAAAUGAAGAAAUAGUUGUUGUGAUCCUCUUUAUUGGACAGCAUGUGAAAACUGAAACUUGCACUAUAGUUAUAAUACAAUGGACAGUGGAAACAGUGGGUGGAGAUGCCAGCUAAAAAUUAUUUGUAUUUUUCCCCCCUCUACUUUUCUUUUUUUAAUCGUCUAAAAGAUCAGGUAUUUAAUAUCAUUUUCAGUCAGCAUUCCAUGUUUAAGAAACCUGAAGACUUAAGCAUUUUGCCCAUAUUAUUUAGUCCCCUAAAGAUAUUUGUUGUUCAGUAGAAAGUGUUUUGACUCUGUGCUUGUGUUUCUACCAAUGCUUUGUGAACAUUACAUGAAACGCAGCAAUUGUAUUCGCAGACUUCUUGUAUGGGAGACUCUCCACAGUCUCUGCUUGUACAACACCAGUGAAACAGGUCUCACUGGGAAAUGAGAAAUUUUACGGCCAAUUAUGAGUUUAUUAUCAUCAAACUUUGGCUGAAAUUUUUAAAAAAUGCCCUUUGUCAGCAGUUUGUAAAGUUAGCAUCUGCACCCAAUUUUGCUGUUGCCACAUUUUUUUCUUUCAUUAUUAUUCCAUCUUAUCCAGUCAUUUUCUGAUCAGAAUUUACAAAUGAUGUGAACAAAUUCUUAAUAUUAUUAUAUGUUAAUUACAUACUUAGGCAAUGCUUAAAAGAUUUUUAUAAUCAGUACAAGGGCAGUAUGUAUGUAUUUUUAGUUUUUUUUCUUUUUUCUUUUUUUGUAAAUUUUGUUUUUUUGGAAAAUGAAGAGGUUGAAGAUGGAUAUAAUAUAUAUGAACAUAUAAAACAUUUUUAUGUAAAUAAUUAUGUUUGGACAUAUGAUUGUGCUCCAAGCAAAAAUGCCUAUGAGAAUGAGAUAUAAGUAUUUUUGAAGAUUAAACUGUUGUUGAAUA
This is a messenger RNA of Penaeus indicus, 3119 nucleotides long. Its product is annotated as cyclic AMP-responsive element-binding protein 1-like. The transcript is spliced from 3 exons. Gene Ontology annotation, cellular component: nucleus; transcription regulator complex. Gene Ontology annotation, biological process: regulation of transcription by RNA polymerase II. Gene Ontology annotation, molecular function: DNA-binding transcription factor activity, RNA polymerase II-specific; RNA polymerase II cis-regulatory region sequence-specific DNA binding. Lineage: Eukaryota; Metazoa; Arthropoda; Malacostraca; Decapoda; Penaeidae. The record is from RefSeq and is a predicted model, not a curated record. The coding region runs from base 91 to 471 and encodes 126 amino acids.